AUGUGGAUGGGCCCUGGAGUGCCCCCCUGGUUUGGCGGAGGAGGUGGCCAUCAUCAUGCUAACAACGCCCAGGCCCAGGAGCUGCUGCUGCUAAGGCGCUUCGUUCUGUUUAUCACGCAAGUUGUCGUGCCCUUGCUGCCUGCCCCCCUGCAGCAGUUGGUCUUGGCCCACGCGCCGCCGCCUCCACCACCGCCACCCCCUGCUGCUGUGCCACUGCCACCCCCUGCUGCUGCGCCGGCUGGCUUCUUCUUUGGACCUCCUCCUCAUCAUCCUCAUGCUGCUCAUCAUCUGCCGCCUCCUCCUCAUCCUCCGCCGCAUCCUCAUCACAUACACAACCCAGCCAUCCAUCUCCCGCCCAUUCCCGGUAACCCUCCGCCCAUUCCACACAAUCUUCCACCAGUCAUUCCUCCUCCUCCACCUCCAGUCAUCCAUAACCCACCAGCCAACAACAACAACCCGCCACCACCCAACAACGCACCACCUGCCAACCCACCUCCAGUUCAGAACGUCAUCCAGCAACCGGCCAAUCCUCUGCUCCCUCUUGUUCCUCCUGUCGCUGUUGUUCAUCCUGUUGCUCAGCCUAUCCCUCAACCUGCCGCUCAGCCUGUUCCUCCGCUUCAGCCAGCCGGCCAGCAACCCGCCGCCCAGAACGCCGCCCAGAACGCCGCCCAGCAGGCCAAUGCCCCGAACGCCGCCCAGCAGGCCAACGCCCCGAACGCCCCUAUCCCUCAACCUGCCGCUCAGCCUGUUCCUCCGCUUCAGCCAGCCGGCCAGCAGGCACCUGCCCAGCUCGCCCAGGCCGCCGCCCAGCAGGCCAACGCCCCGAACGCCGCCCAGAACGCCGCCCAGCAGGCCAACGCCCCGAACGCCG
Molecule: messenger RNA, 871 nt
Organism: Branchiostoma belcheri (Belcher's lancelet)
Lineage: Eukaryota; Metazoa; Chordata; Leptocardii; Amphioxiformes; Branchiostomatidae
Product: formin-like protein 5
Exons: 4
Source: RefSeq, a predicted model, not a curated record